UAAAAAGGUGAUGCAUCUUGCAUACACAGCCACACUCUGUACAUAAAACCACAAGGCCAUAAUCACAAAAUGAGUGAGUAGAAAGUUCAAAAUAUUACUUUAAAUAAUAGGUAUUAUAGACUAGCUACCUAAAUAGUACAUCAGUGCUCCUGAAAACACUCAUUCCCCACAUAGAAAAAAAAAAUCCAACCUAUACCUCACUUCUGCCUGAAUCAUAUUGGUGACCACAAAGAUGCUGAAACAGAGAGGGUUAGAGGGGGGGAGAGAGAGAGAGAGAGAGAGAAAGAGAGAGAGAGGAAAAAAAGAAAAAACUCCAGAUCUGUCAGAAACCGAAAGCAACAUGACAAAUAUAUAAACAGUACAUGAGCCUCACUAUAGCAUGAAGGUAUCUUGCUUUGUUCACUGCUGCUCCAAGAUGACUGUUUGGUGGCGGGCUCUCAUCUUCCUUUGCUGUUUACUCAACUGUGUGGAGUCCUCUUCUCCUUCUCCAGUCCAGAGGAAUAAAUAUAACAACUCCUUUCGUCUCACGAGGAUCACCCGAACCCGUGUCCAGCUGCUGCAGAGGAAAUAUAAGGAGCAGCAGUUGGGAAACACGCAUUUUGAGGACAGAAGCCGGCAGUUGAAGGACCUGCCAUUGCUUUCUACAGAUUUCUACAGCUGGUUAAAGCUGACGGACUGGGAACGGCUGCAUGCUGCUUUCUGGGACAUGCAAGCCUUUUGGAAUAUGCUGGAGUGGAAGAGAAAACAGCUGGAGAAGGAGGAGAAAGAGCAUAUGGUGGUGCGGGCGUUUGGCCCCACUUUACCUCAGAGCAUUAGGUACAUUCAGCUGGACCUGAGGGACCUGAUGAACCAAGUCAGCAGUCAGAUGAGUUACAUGAAGAGCUCAUGGACGAAGCCAACCUCUCCUACAGCCUUGAGCCCACAAACCAGAUCAAAAACUGUAUGGGACAGCCGAGUGGAGGGUUACAUCAUUCUGAGGGAUCUAGACCUUUACCUCACUAAGCUGGCAAGAGACUUCCUCCUACUGGCUUCAAAAACACACUUAUGACACAGACACACAACACAACACAACACAACACAACACAACACAACACAACACACACUUUAGACACAGACUUUACAUGGAGCUCUCAUUUGAGCCAGUCACAAUUUUUUCUCUUUCUUGGGUAUUUCCCACAGUUUCUGUCUCACCUCUAACUGUAAGCUCCCAGAACAGAGACACUUACCAACAUCCUGUUUUUCCCCCAAGCCCUCAGUCUCCUGGACUUUCCAAAGAUAUAUUUACUAUUUAUUGAAAUAUUU
This is a messenger RNA of Perca fluviatilis (European perch), 1302 nucleotides long. RefSeq lists its product as uncharacterized. Bases 380 to 1048 code for a protein of 222 amino acids. The transcript is spliced from 5 exons. Lineage: Eukaryota; Metazoa; Chordata; Actinopteri; Perciformes; Percidae. The record is from RefSeq and is a predicted model, not a curated record.